AUGACCUCAGACACAAGCGGGGCGGGCAGCGCUAGGUGUACAGAAAAGGCAGGCUCGGCGCAAGGCCUGAGCACUCCCUCCCCUGCACACAAGGUCCUGAGAAAACGCAGCCGUGCCCAGAAGCUACCGGAGCCACGUGUCAUAUCCAGGCGCAGGGCUUGGGCGGCGUGGACAGGCUUAGGCAGCUUCCAGGAAAGUGGAGCAGAGAGCAGUCCUCCAGACGAGGCCUUGUUGUUCCCCGAGAAGCAAAGGAACCAGGCCCUACCCACGGUUCUCCCCCAAAUUUUCCGUAUUAAAACAUUUUUUAAAUCGGUACAAACAAAACCAAAUUGA
This is a messenger RNA of Rangifer tarandus platyrhynchus (Svalbard reindeer), 333 nucleotides long. The record is from the annotation of a GenBank genome assembly. NCBI's taxonomy places the organism in Eukaryota, Metazoa, Chordata, Mammalia, Artiodactyla, Cervidae.